AUGCAUGCAGUUUUGACCGUGGUUGGAAAAAGAUUGGAGCAUUUGUGGGAUCAAAAACAGUUAUUCAGAGCAAGCCUUAAAUGUGGUGGAUUACGUAGCCAUGCACAGAAAUAUUUUCUGAAGGUCCAGAAGAAUGGAACAAAUGAACAUCUAUCUACAUCUACCCCGUCUCGCCAAAAAAGGAAAGCUGCUCAUCCUUACUUCCAGAAAGCGUCUGAUUCUUCUUUGUUACCUAGCAAUUCGAUUAUUGCUUCCAUGCCGUCAUGGACAGACCACACUGUGCAAGCUGGCAGUUUAUCCCAAAUGAAGAAAGGUUCAGUCUUUGUUGCAACAUGCAUGAGAGGAACAUUUCAACCUGUGACCAAUAACUACUGUAUCAGUAGCAGUGAAAGCACUCCAACAUCAAAAUCAACACAUGAACUGAUAGAGGGGCACAGGGACCUUAAAUGA
Messenger RNA from Nicotiana tabacum (common tobacco), 450 nucleotides. The record is from RefSeq and is a predicted model, not a curated record. NCBI's taxonomy places the organism in Eukaryota, Viridiplantae, Streptophyta, Magnoliopsida, Solanales, Solanaceae.